AUGGGGAAAAAGAAGGGAGGCAAAGGAGCAGACGGAACCAAAGGCGAGGACAAUGGCGUGUGGCAAACGUCCCCAGACGUGAGAGAAAAUGCGGAGUGGGAGGCUUACUACCUUCAACAGAACAUCGUGCCCGACGAGGAGUGGCCGCGGUUCCUGGAGUGCCUGAGGACCGACCUGCCGACUGCCUUCCGCGUUGUGACGUGCACGCCUCACCAGCACUACAUUCGGCAGUACAUACACCGCACCAUGGAGCACGCUUUCCACCGCUUUCUCGUCGCCCAGUCGGAGGCCGCCACGAUCAUGAGGCAGGAAGUGGUCAGCAUGAUUCCCGCUCUGUUCUUCGACAUCAAAGCGGACUCUUGCGUCCUCGACCUCUGUGCGGCUCCCGGGUCCAAAACGUCGCAGCUCCUCGAGCGCAUGCACGUCGUCCACGAAAAGGAGCGCGCGCACGCGAGACGGAAACGCCUGGAUCAAGAGACUGGGCCCUCGGCGCCUCCCCACGAAGCGUCUCUCCACGCAGAAAUCACAGCCCUCGUGCCACCGGGUCUCGUGGUCGCCAACGAUGCAGAUUCUGGCAGGGCGCACAUGCUCAUCCAUCACCUCCGGCACAUUCACUCGCCGUGUCUCCUCGUCACCUCGCACUCUGCGCAGUUCUUCCCGGCCAUCCUGGUGCCGUCUGCUCCCUCUGAGGCGGCCGCGACGCCCGGGGCAUCGACUCCGACGGACCGAGCCGCUGCUCCCUCGCCGCCGUGCCUCGAGGACCGUCAAGGGACAGUCUGUCCCUCUGCCUUUCCGAGCUCGCACCUACGGCCUCUGCUCUUUGACUGCGUCCUCUGCGACGUGCCGUGCAGCGCAGACGGGACGCUGCGGAAGGCGCGGAGCCUCUGGACACGCUGGCACAGCAACCAAGGCCUCGGCUGCCAUCGCCUGCAGCUGCAGAUUCUCCUGAGAGGCAUCAAGCUCUGCAAAGUGAACGGGCGAAUCGUGUACAGCACUUGCUCCUUCAACCCCGUCGAGAACGAAGCGGUCGUCGCAGCUGCCUUGGAAAAAACGAAAGGUGCUGUCGAACUCGUCGACUGCUCCGGCGUCUUCCCUGCUCUCGAACGACGCCCAGGACUGCAUACAUGGCGCGUGUAUUGGCAGAAGGAAUUCUACGAUCGAUACGAGGACGUUCCCGACACCAGCGCAUCUCGUCAAAAAAUCCGACCAACCAUGUUUCCGCAGUACGCCGCCUCGAAGGCGGCGGGCGACGGGGACGGAAAGCGACAGGAAGGACCGCCUCUCCAUCGGUGCAUGCGGUUCCUUCCUCAUCUCAACAAUACAGGAGGCUUCUUUGUAGCCGUCCUCGAGAAGAAGAAGCACGUCCCUUUCCACGUACAGUCGGCCUCCGAGAACGCCCAGACACGGCCACCUCAGGGGACACACGGGGACGGCAACAUGCAUGACGACGAUGAAGAGGAAGAAGAAGAGCGAGAGAAUGAGGAUCAGGAGACAGAAGUGAAACCUGCGCCGAGUUGUGCAGACCCACAGGAGGAGUCGCUUGGUGUGUGCAUAGAAAGCUCAAGAAAGGCAGUAGGAAAUGUGGCAUCAGAGGGUGGACAGGGUCUUCGAACUCUUGAUCAGCUUCAGUUGGAUUUCGUGUCUCUAGGCUGGCCACAAAGCUUCGUUGAGAAGCAACAGAAGCAGUACAUCCGGAAAGUGCAACAGACGCUGGCCGCAGAAGCUGCACGUGAAGAGUCUGCCCAGUCCGAGCUCUCGGAGGAAAAGGAGAAGCGAGCAGUUCCGGUCUCGGAGUUUGUUGGCCAAGACGGAGAGAACGAAGGCGCAUGCAUUCACGAAGAAAAGCUCAGGGCGGCCUGGCGCGCCGCAUGUGCGUCGUUGGGGGUGACAAAGGAUUUCGCUGUUGGCGCGGAGGAGCGCAUGCCCGCAGCGGAAGUUUCUGAAGACGAGGAAGGAGUGGGAGGUGAACGGCGGCGUUUACGCCUGCUUCAGGAACUCCGGGCGUGUCUCUUUGUCAGACGCCGAGGCGAGGGUGAAAAUAUUAGUAUGGCAAGAAAGAAGCCUAAGCGCGAGAACGCAGAAUCGUCGAGGGAAAACCCGACAGCGGCCGAAACCGUGUUAGAAAGCAGUGGCGAGGAGAAAGCAAAGAGCCGCGGGUCUGUCUCGCCUAACGCCGCCUCCUCCACUGCCCAGCAAGCAGCCGUGACGGGAAUAUCGGCGGAGCAGUCUGCGGAUGUUGGAUCCUCUGGGAAAGACGAAAAGCUUCUGCGAACUGUGUGGCUUACCUCUCACGGCGUCGAGCGAGCCUUGAGUGGAGUAGGCAGGUCACGGUACAAAGUUGUGAGCGCAGGCUGUGUAGCUUUCCAGUGUCGAAAUUCCAGCAAGUAUCGCCUCUCUUAUGGUGGCGCUCAGUGGCUUGUCCCGCUCGUUGAUGCUGUCGAUUGUCGAGAGGCGGCAACCGAGCCAAGCUGCGGAACCACAGGCCCGGACGACAGCAGAGGGGCUGUUCUUCUGCCAGGGGGAGACAGCGAAAAUGUCAAACCGGAUCGGCGAGGGAACGGCGAACAACCACCGGGUACGCAGUGCCAGGAAAAAGCCAAGGAGGCGCGUGUUAUCUUGCGGAUCAGCAAUGAAUUAAUGAUGGCGUUGCUGGGUGAUGAAGGCGCGCCUCCUCGGGUUGACAUGAGCACUUUGAAACAUGUUGAAGGGGGGGCAGAGCUCCGGCAGAUGACCGAAGAAGGACCUCUCGUGCUCGUCACAACUGUUCUGCCGGAAAGGGAAACGGAAGCAGGCAUGACUCCAUGUGCUCAGCAGACAGGCGAUGCUUCUGAGAAGGCCGGUGAUACGGAUAUGAGUGGUGGUGGCAAGCAAGCAGGAGAGCGGAUGACACCGACAACGUUAAUAUUGGAUGUUGUGUCUGAACAGGCUCCAGCAUGGCGAGGACGCUCGAACAUUGAGCUCAUGGUGGACGCAUACACUUGCCACGCUCUGCGGUGCCUUUUGAUCCAUCGACGCUCUCCGGUCAGCUCUUCGGCGCCACCAGGAGGCAGCGCGCAAGAAAAUGAAAUCAGCGGGAUUUGCAAAUGA
Molecule: messenger RNA, 3087 nt
Organism: Neospora caninum
Lineage: Eukaryota; Apicomplexa; Conoidasida; Eucoccidiorida; Sarcocystidae
Product: Multisite-specific tRNA m(5)C methyltransferase, related
Exons: 11
Coding region: 1-3087 (1028 amino acids)
Biological process (GO): RNA methylation
Molecular function (GO): methyltransferase activity
Source: RefSeq, a predicted model, not a curated record